This is a messenger RNA of Fimicolochytrium jonesii, 754 nucleotides long. RefSeq lists its product as uncharacterized. Lineage: Eukaryota; Fungi; Chytridiomycota; Chytridiomycetes; Spizellomycetales; Powellomycetaceae. Gene Ontology annotation, molecular function: translation initiation factor activity; RNA binding. Gene Ontology annotation, biological process: translational initiation. The record is from RefSeq and is a predicted model, not a curated record. The transcript has 3 exons. Bases 110 to 577 code for a protein of 155 amino acids. Gene Ontology annotation, cellular component: nucleus.
ACGCGCCUUCCUCGUCUGCACUUGCCUGUCUGCGAAAAAGCAAUUCGAUAGGGACGGACAACCGACGGAUAGAGUCUGAGGUAGCUCUAUCACAACAGCAGGACGCACCAUGGGCCGGAAACAGACAUCGCAGGCAGCUUUGGAAGCAUUACCCCUCCCCGGACCCAGCGCGCUGGUCGCAAAGAUACUCAACAACAAGGGGGGAGGGAACUACGAAGUCGCAUUACCCAACACAGUCCACUCUGCAACAGUCUCCAUGCCUCAAAAGUUCCGUAACGUCGUCUGGGUCAAGCGGGGGAGUUAUGUGCUGGUGGAGUUGGGAGGAGAAGAGUCGAGAGCUGCGAGAGUCGAUGGGGAGAUUCUUCACGUUUUGAUGCCUGACCAGGUCAAGCAUAUCAAAAAUCAGGGGCUAUGGCCGUCAGAGUUUAUGGCAAAUGGACACGCUUCUGGAUCUCCGACGGCGGUAGAAGCAAGCAGGGAGGUACAGAGUGGUUCGGAAGACUCGGACAACGACGACGAUCUGUUCGUCAAUACGAACCGGAGAGUGGAGACGGACAACGAGUCUGAUGACGAAUAAUCAGUAGGCGUACUUCGUAGAGUAGAAUAGAGCCGUAGCAUCCAUAUACGGAGGGGAACACGAUGUUGCAUGAACGAAGAACACACAUUUUUGGGUCUGAUCCGAAUCUAACUUAAAUCCCAAACAUGGAAAGGUACAGCGAAUAGAAAACUCAGAAGGAACCCAGAGGAAUGUACA